AUGUCGGUGCUCACUGGUGUGGAUGCCACACGUGAAGCUGCUGAAGCGCGGCGCGUGGGCGCCAAGCUCCCAGACCCGACAGGUGCAAAGGCAGUGGUCAGAUCAGCUUCCGACAUCAAGAAUUUGUGCAACAAGAAGGCCAAGGAGCGGGCUCUGAAUGUUUGGCAGACUCGCCGGAUUGAGACGGUCUUGCUGAAGUGGGAUUUGGUGCCAGGGGACUUGGGCAUCGUUGAGGAAGAGGAACGAGACCGGUCCGUCAUUGGGCUCACCGCUUCGAACAAGUGCCUGGUUCUUGCCAACAUGGUAGACAACGCGAUGAGGGAGAUGGGCGGGGCGGUCUCGGAAGACGCCGCCAUCCAGUCCCUUCUUACGAAAGGCACUUACAUGCAAGGGUGGCAUCCUGGCUGCCAUGUAACAUAUUCUGUCCAUGGUACUUAUCAUGUUAAAUGUCAUUCUGAUUCCCAAAACAUGUCAUCAUGUUACCAUGUCAUGCUAUUCUUUGGCCUUCAAUUGUCAUGUUACCAUGUCCAUGCUUCCAUGUCAUGCUAG
Durusdinium trenchii is the source of this 549-nucleotide messenger RNA. The record is from the annotation of a GenBank genome assembly. Lineage: Eukaryota; Dinophyceae; Suessiales; Symbiodiniaceae.